Molecule: messenger RNA, 1547 nt
Organism: Oryza sativa Japonica Group (Japanese rice)
Lineage: Eukaryota; Viridiplantae; Streptophyta; Magnoliopsida; Poales; Poaceae
Product: fatty acid desaturase 4, chloroplastic
Source: RefSeq, a predicted model, not a curated record
AGCAGGUGAGAAAAGUGCAGUUUUGAACACAGACCUGCUCCCAAAUUGAUGGAGAAGGAGAAGGUUUAACACACGCAUCUUGAUUCAACACAAAUCACACAUCCUGGUCUAUCAGUAUGCCCCACAACCAUAUGCUCCAUCCAUGUCCAUCAUGCUUAUAAGAUCAUCUUCUCAUGCCUUCCCUCUCCCCCCCACGUACUCCCUCAUCACACCACAAACAACACAUUUGCACUCUUUCUAGAGAGAGAGAGAGAAACCCAUUCUAUUCUAUUCUAGAGAGAGAGAGUGUGUGUGUUGGUGUAGACAUUGCCAAGAACUCGGGAAGCAAAGCGUAGAGCGAUCGAGCUCGCCAUGUACGCCAUGACGCCGCGCUGCCAUCUCCCGCCGCCGUGCCGCGCGGCCUCCACGACGCCGGCGACGUCGACGGCGCUGAGCACGCCGCCGCCGUCACGCGCCGGCCCGGACGAGCUGCGCUCCACGUGGGCGCACCGCGCGUGGACGCUUGCCGGCUCGGCCGCCGUGCUCUCCUCCCUCUCCACCUCCGCCACCCUCGCUGCCGCCGACGCCGACGCCAACGGCGCGGCGGCCGCCUUCGCCGCGCCGCUCGCCGCCGCGCUGGCCGCCUACUCCCUCGCCGACCUCGCCACGGGCGUCUACCACUGGCUCGUCGACAACUACGGCGACGCCGACACCCCGGUGCUCGGCCCCCAGAUCGCCGCGUUCCAGGGCCACCACCGCCACCCCUCCACCAUCACGCGGCGGGAGCCGUGCAACAACCUGCACGCCCUGGCGCGCGCCGUCGCGCUCGCCCUCCCGCCCGCCGGCGCCGCCCUCGCCGCCGCGGGCGCGCCCGCGUCCGCGCACGCCUUCGCCGCCGUGUUCGCGGCGUGCGUGGUGCUGAGCCAGCAGUUCCACGCGUGGGCGCACGGCAACCCGCGACGGCUGCCCCCCGGCGUCGGGGCGAUGCAGCGCGCCGGCGUGCUCGUGUCGCGCGCCCAGCACGGCGCGCACCACCGCGCGCCGUACGACAACAACUACUGCAUCGUCAGCGGAAUGUGGAACGCGACGCUGGACAGGCACCGCGUGUUCGAGGCGAUGGAGAUGGUCGUCUUCCUCCGCACCGGCGUCCGCCCGCGCUCGUGGGACGAGCCGGACGCCGCCUGGACGGAGGACUACGACGACACCGCCGCCGUCGCCGGCGGUGACACUUCGUUGGAUACACAGUGAGCAUUGAUUCUGACUGAUGGUAUGUACAUACAGAAACUAUACUAAGAUGAUACAGAUUACAGAAGAAUAGUAAUGUUCUACUCCUACUAAGAGACACUAUCAAGAACUGAUCUUAGUAGAGGGACAGAGGCAUUGUUCAAACUUGAAAAUUUUAGUCAGAGGAGGAAAAAGGUCUAAAUUUUUAUUUUUUUUUAGGUUAUUUCAAAUGAGCAUUAUUCUUGAGGAAUCUGUUACCAUCUACAAACCUUAUGGUGUAAAGACAAAAACAAAGAGAAAUAUUUUGUGAUAAUGGAAAUUCGAUUUUUGAUUUUUUUCCUUUU